Cherax quadricarinatus is the source of this 2134-nucleotide messenger RNA. The record is from RefSeq and is a predicted model, not a curated record. Lineage: Eukaryota; Metazoa; Arthropoda; Malacostraca; Decapoda; Parastacidae.
UCAUGGUCAACUUGCAGUUCCUGAUGAUAAUUAUUUUGAAAAUAUUAAAAGGCUUCGGGAGCUGUUAACUGGAUGUCUUGAGUCAUCUGGAAAGCGGUAUGGUAGGGACGAGGCUGAAGUGAACAAGGAGAUCAAGCAAAUGAAUGAAGAUCUGGACCACAUAAUGAAUGAGAUUCUAGGAGAGGAAGCAAUAAUAAAGUAUUGUGGUGAUGAUUUAAAACAAAUUAUCAUUAAGGAUAGUUGUGAUACACUGAAGAAGGCCUUUCAAAAAAUCAUUUACAUCAAUCCAGUGUCUUUUAUCACUAAUGACUGUCAACUGAAAGUCGACAAAAUUUUUGUGGAUAUUGAAAUCAGAAAAGGGAGACGCAGAGGUGAAGGUAAACAUAUAGACUUUUGCGACAUUCUCAUAUCAGUCCAGAAUACAUCUGUGUCGUCAUCUGUGAGUUCUGCAACACAACGACAGGAUUCCUCAGCACGACCUCAAAUGCUCCUACUUGAAGGUUUGGCAGGGAGCGGUAAGACCACUUUAGUGACUAUGAUAAUCCAGGAAUGGAUUCAGGGUAGUGGUGGGAAUAUCACAGACUUGGAUAAUUUUGAUCUUCUGCUCUGGGUACAGUGCAGGAACCCUACAAUAAAUUCCUACCAGGAACUCCUAGACCGCCUAAUGCCAGACGUAUCAACAAAAUUCGGAAACUUCCUGCCUAAAAUAGUAAAACUUUGUAAAGUCCUAAUAAUUGUUGACGGUCUGGAUGAACUCAACAAUCAUUCUAGAGCAUUAAUCAAAAGCCUUUUAUACGAAUUCAAGACUUCUACAUCUACAACUUUUAUUUGUACCUCAAGACCUGAAACAGUCGAAAUUUUCAGUAUCACGAUCCCUGAAGAAUUUGUGGUGGUAAAUGCUGAAUUACGAGGCAUAUCUAAGGAACAUAUAAAAGAAUUUGUGCGUCGAACUCACCAGGAAGUAACUAAGCACACGAAGAGCAACAGAAACACUGAGGAACUGAUAAAUAAGGUAAAAAUGUUUAAAGAUCAUCAUGAACACUUACGACUGCCAAUGAAUUUAAUAUUUUUUGUUUAUAUUUGGGACCAGGCAUGUGAUAAGUUAAGCACAGUGGCACUCACACAAACAGAGCUCUACCAUGAAAUACAUCGUCUGUGUCAGAAGAAGUUAUUAGAGAGGCUACUAAAAUAUCCCAAGAUCAAAGAUAUAAAUGAAAGUAGCCUAGAUCACAAGGUUCAUGAAGUUAUGAGAAGGAUAUAUAUAAUAUCGCUUAAGAACCUUUCACGUGAACAGCUCGCCUUCCAAGAAGCAACAAUAGAACAACUGAUUUCUCUUUGUAGCAAUCAUGAUUUACCUUACGAUGAGGUGUUGUCUGCGUUCUUGAGCUUGAAGCCAAUUUGGACAUGGCGAGGCGUCGAGGAACGAUACUCUGCACCCCAUAAAGGAAUUCAAGACUACUGGAGUGCUCUGCAUAUUGUUAUGUCACUUAAGGACCAGCUACAGGCUUCAGCACUCCCAGUAUCAUCUUCGCCCACUCCCGCACAACUUACACGAGUAUUACCUUCUACAGUUCAGCCUGCCAUGGCACCACUUAUACCAGUAUCACCUGUCAGCAUCAGAGAAAUCUUAGAACGGAGCGUCGGAGCAGCCAUCGAAGACAUGACCAAGUAUCAGAAUGUUUUGGUUCACGUGGCCGGGCUACUUCACCUGUUACUUGAUGAGGUACCUGAGACCAUCACACAGGAGGCUGUACAACUCGCACAUGAGGCUAAAGAAAGGAACAGGCUGGAGGGAUUGUCUAGAAGGAUUAACAUUACCCACUGGUACAACCUUCUCGAGAACACUAAAUACAAUAAUGACAUAGCCAGGGUAAUAGCCGGCUUCAUUAAUUCCGGAAGACCUUUUACCGUAAAUGAGAAUUAUGUUGAGAGCUGCAUGGCUCUUCUACCACACCUCAGACCAUCCGAGGUGGGCAUUUUUUUCACGAGUGACGGCACUGGACUGAUUGAGCUAUUGGAUGUCCUAGCUCGCUACAACCAUCGCUGCACUCACCUAGACUUGAAACACCACUACCUCCAUGACGUCACAACUACCACUUCCGAUGAUAUACUACAGCAUGUACAACCUCGGUGA